Messenger RNA from Parastagonospora nodorum SN15, 1995 nucleotides. RefSeq lists its product as hypothetical. Lineage: Eukaryota; Fungi; Ascomycota; Dothideomycetes; Pleosporales; Phaeosphaeriaceae. The coding region runs from base 1 to 1995 and encodes 664 amino acids. The transcript has a single exon. The record is from RefSeq and is a predicted model, not a curated record.
AUGGCCACAGCUAUGGCGCCCCCGAGCGGCCGCACGCGCAUGCGACUGACCAUCGAGGUGCUUCCCCUCGCGCCAGACGACGCCCACGGACCGUACCGCUCCCACGCCCUCGCCAGCUUCAAGGGACGCAGGUUUGCGCUGCCCGUGAGCACCGACGACACAUUUGAGACCGUCUGGGGCCAGAUUGAGCAUCGCUACAAGACCAGCUAUCUCAACGCGCAGCAGGCGGCCAACUUCACCAUCAAGAAGCUGCAGGACGCCUACGACUGCGACCUCUUCAUGACGGACACGGUCGGCUCCAUCUACGAGGGCGAGACAGAUGCGACGCUGCGCCUGAUCAAGGUCGUGCCGACCUUCCUCGACCGCGCCUUCUCCGUGCCGAGCACCUCCAGCCUGCGCCCUGCUCAUGCGCAAAAGCGCGCCCGCGGACUAGAACAGCCAGCCGCGACCAAGCGCCGCCGGACAGACCAGUCUGUCGAAGCAAUCGACCUCGAUGCUCUUGGCCCGCCGCGCGACCAGCCCGUACCCUCGACCGAACACGACACCCGCGGCCAGAGCAGGAGCAGGAGCAGGAGCAGCCACAGUCGCACAAGCAGUCGCACAAGCAGAUCCGCCACUGGAUCCUCUUCUCUGGUCCUCGUCAAUGGCACACGCACGGGACAGGCUGAGUUUGCCCCUGCAAUCAAGCAAGAGUCCCCCGAAUUCGGCUCUCCACCGCCACGGCAUCGUCCGACACCCCACCGGAGCCCUAAGCUCCCACAAGAACAUGGCCCUUCUCGGCGCACACCCUCCAGAACGCCCGCUGGUUCUGUGCAGCCCGCGGCAGGCCCGAGACGUGGAUCCGAGGCAGUUGGACCUGUUGACGAGCACCUGGCUGUCUCUACACACGAUGCGAAUGGAGAUGCGGACAAGGAGGGUGUGCAAACACCACAAUCGACCACCCAAGAGUCAGCCAUACAACACUCCCUGCCGCCCACGUCGGCACAACGGCCCCAGACCCCGCCGCGUGUUGCGACCAGGCGACCGAACGUAUACGAUGUGCCUAGUUCUCCGGAAUUCCUCACCAAUGAACCGAAAAAGGCAAAGUCGACCUAUGGUCGCAAUGUGACGACCCCCCGAUCCGCACUCGGCUUUCUGCGUACUCCAGUUAAGCCAGCCUCGUCCUCGCCUAGGAGGCCUGGCACCUUGAAGAAGCCCGCAAACGUACUCCAGUCGGACGUCAAUACCUCGAAAACGGCUGAAUUGGCACCCGUGCCAUCAUUGACUACCUCCUCGAAGAACGAAGGCCCAGCGUCAGCGUCAACGUCAGCGCAGCCCAGAAGGCGUGGAAGACCACGUAUACACCCUGAGCAACUCGCCGUGACCAGUGCAGCUACGCCUCGCAAAAACCUUGACCCUCCGUGCAAGACUCCUCUUACCACCAAAUCCUCACCCGACCUGCGCCAGCCAGCACGUUACCUCACUCACUCCCCGUCAACAGCUGACUCGGCAAGCGAUCGUGCUUCUGAAGAGCCAUCGGCGGUACCGCCAAAACCUGAAAAUGGGACUGCUGCCGGCAGCGAUUCGCCAUCAGCUCAUGAUCAGAGCUCGACCGAGGAAGAGAGUGACACUGAUGUUCAGCAAACUGGUCUACCAGGUGCCGCUCCAUAUCAGAUCACCUCGUCACCGCCAACCUUCCAGAACGCACCAGUCUCCACACCUUCUUUUCCAGCGACCAGCCAGCCAACAUUCUCGCAGCAGGUCCGACAGACACCUAUCCCAUUGCCCUUGAAUGCCGCACGAACUGAAGCUAGUCGUGCAGUUGCAAGAUAUACCGGCUUUCCUACUCUCCGGGAGCAACUUGUUGAUGCCAAGACUCCGUCCAAUUCUAGUCAAAUGAAGCCUUACGAUCCGAGAUUGGCCAACUUAGCGAAGCUCGCGGUGGAAUCCGAUGUAAAAUCCGCGUCGGUGGACGAUAGUAGCGAUGAGGAAAGUAGCAGCAGUGACAGUGAUUGA